GAGCUGCGCGCGGUGGGCGGGGCCGGAGGCGGGGCGACGCUGAAACUUCAGACACGCCGAGACUUGAGCAUCACUCGAGGAAUAAAGGACUGAAUUAAAGACACUAUGAAACUCUGUUACCUGCUUCUGCUGUCAGUGCCAGGUCUGGUUCUGGCUCAGGAUCAGAACUACGAUGAUUAUUUAGACAUCUUUGGUAACAGCAACAGUUAUGAUCCGUACUUCUAUCCAGCCGUUUCUCAGCAGGUUUUACAAGCUCAGACCGCGGGACCAGGACAGACCGCGGUGGAUUUCCAGACGGAGCCGACUGAACCUGGACCGCUGGACUGUCGUGAGGAACAGUAUCCCUGCACUCGUCUCUAUUCUGUCCAUCAGCCGUGUAAACAGUGUCUCAACAGCAUCUGCUUCUACAGUCUGCGGAGGGUUUAUGUGAUAAAUAAGGAGAUCUGCGUGAGGACGGUGUGCGCCCAUGAGGAGCUGCUGAGAGCGGAUCUGUGUCGCGAUCAGUUCUCACGCUGCGGUGUAGUUGCACUCAGUGGCCAGUGUGGGGCGAUGGGCGGCAGCUGCGCCAAGAGCUGCGGAUCCUGUUAAACACACACACACACUAGCCCUGGUACUGCUAUCAGAUGCUUUAGGACAAAAAUAUCUUCUACGCAACUAUGCAAACACAAUGCUAGUGUGCGGAGCCGUUAUACAUACAUAACCUCAGAGUUUACUAUAAACAUCUCGAUAGUUUAACUUACCCAGCAAGAUUGUUCUCAGACUGUCACUCCUUGAUUGAGCUGAAAAAAAAAGUGACCAUAGAAGAAGACAUUUUGCGCUAAUGCCCACUAUAGCACCCCUUGUGGCAACACAUACUUGCGACCUGACGCAUUUCAGAACGCAACGAUUUUUUGUGUACUUGCGUAGAGUGUUUCAGACCUAAAUCCAUCAGACACUUUCCUCUUCUCAUAUAUUCUCCAGCAGCAUCUGAUGUUUUCUGGACUCAUGUAAACUGAUAUUUACUGUAAUAAUCUGAAUAUUUGACCUGUAUGUCACCACUGGUGCUGUUGUAUCUGUUACACUGGUGCAGGAGGAACAGAGAUGUCACGUUUUUUGUAUUAUUACUGUUUGUCGUCCAGUGCUGUUGUUGUUUACUUGUUUACUUUGUCUUGGGGUGAGUUAUACUGAACCCAGACUCAAACCCUCACACCUGAUCUCAGGUCAGAGGUCAAAGCCUGUAAGCACUGACCCAGCUAGCAGUCUCAGAACUUUAGCUAACGUUCUGGCAAGAUCUCUCAAAGUUAUGAAAAUACAAAUUAUUCCAGUAAUGUUAAUAGAAUGUUUGUUCAAAGUUAUCUGGUCAUUUAUAAUGUUCUUAAAACAUCAACACAAAAACGUUUUAUUUGGACGCUCAUUUAAGUUUUUUUUUUAUUUUUUUUUUUAUAAAUGUUACUAGUUUCAGAACGUUCAGAGAACAUUGAAAAGUAACGUUCCCAUAAUGUUUACAGAAUGAUAAAAUGGAAUGUGCUCUUAACGUUCACAUAACCAAGAAAAAACGUUUAAAAAACUGAAUGUUUUGAACAUUCAGAAGUUUUUCUAUAACUUAAUGGGAACGUUAGCAUAACGUUUAUAGAACAUUUUAGUUAGCUGGGGAUCGCUACUGAACGUAGACAACUCAGUCUGGGUUCUGCUUUAAUAUACUCACCAUUUACUGUAAUAUUAGCUGUUCCAAACAAAAUUUUGCGAUUCUAUUAAUAAACAUUUUUGUACUGUA
This is a messenger RNA of Ctenopharyngodon idella (grass carp), 1753 nucleotides long. RefSeq names its product microfibril associated protein 2 (gene mfap2). Bases 106 to 588 code for a protein of 160 amino acids. NCBI's taxonomy places the organism in Eukaryota, Metazoa, Chordata, Actinopteri, Cypriniformes, Xenocyprididae. Gene Ontology annotation, cellular component: microfibril. The record is from RefSeq and is a predicted model, not a curated record. Gene Ontology annotation, biological process: embryonic eye morphogenesis. The transcript is spliced from 9 exons.